AAUUGACAGACUCUAUUUAUACAUUUUCAAACAAAUGGCUGGAGCACAACUGUAUAAAACAGCGAGUGGAAGAUUAUUUCAUGCGGGUGCAGUAGCUAUUAUCAUUGUGGGUCUACCUGCGAGAGGAAAAACACAUAUAGCACGAUCCCUAUGUCGAUAUUUACGCUGGAUGGGUGUCUCUACGGAAGUGUUUAGUAUAGGCAAUUACCGUAGAAAUCAAUUGGGUCCUGUACCCAAUGAAAUGUUUGAUCCACAUAAUGAUUUAGCUUCAGAAAAAAUGUACAAAAUAGCGGAUGACUGUCUGGAGGAUAUGAUUCAAUGGUUACAGCAAGGGGAGGGUCAUCAAGUGGGCAUUUACGAUGGGAAUAAUGGCCUUGAAAGUAGACGGCAAGAAAUUUAUGAUAGACUUAUCGCUUUGGAUAUUCAUGCUUUGUUCAUCGAGUCCAUCUGUGAUAAGCCAUCCGUCGUGUUGGAAAACAUCCUCAGCGUGAAAAUCUCGUCGCCUGAUUAUGUUGGAUGGGAUCCUGAAAAAGCCAUGCAGGACUAUAAUCACCGUAUUGAGCAAUGCGAGUCAAAGUACGAGACAAUCUCCAACCUAUCCUUACCCUUUGUCAAGCUCAUGAAUGUAGGAGAGCGGAUCAUUGUCAAUAAUGUCCAAGGCUAUUUGCAAACGCGUGUCGUUUAUUUCUUAAUGAAUCUGCAUAAUACACCACGCACUAUUUAUUUUGCUAGGGCUGGCGAAUCGACACGUCCAGGCAUGUUCAAAGUAGACGCAGAGCUUUCUGAAGAAGGACAACUCUAUGCAAACAGGCUAUGCCAAUUUAUCUUGUCCAUACGUGCUGAACAAAAGAGACAGAAAAACGAAGAGAAAAACGACACCGAUAACACCACCCAAAAGAGCAGCCACGAGCGAGAGAGAUUGCUCACCGUAUGGACUUCUACACGAAAGAAAUCACGACAGACCGCCAUUCCGUUCGUAGACAUGGGCUUGAUUGUUCGUCAGCAUUCAGUGUUGAAUCAAAUCAAUCCUGGAGAAGUAGAAGGGUUAAGUUGGGAAGAGAUUCAACAUAAAUUUCCUGAAGAAGUACAGAGAGCCAAGUUGGACCCUUAUCAUCAUCGAUAUCCACGAGCAGAGUCCUAUCAUGAUUUGGCUAUACGCUUAGAGUCCAUCAUUAUGGAAUUGGAACGCGAAAAAAAUGAUGUCUUGAUUAUUGCACACGAAUCUAUCCUUCGGUGUUUGUAUGCCUAUUUGUUUGACAAGGCUGACCAAGUAAGUUGCGGUUUUUUCUGAUAUUGACACACCCUAUCUAUUUAUCUAUUGACUUUUUUUAUCACACUAGGAAAUCCCUACCAUUCCUAUGCCUAAAAACACUCUCAUUUGCAUCACACCUUCAGCCUAUGGCUGCAAAGAAGUGCGGCUGAAUAUAGUGGAUGUGUAAACAUGCAUAUCACCAUUUUUUUUUAACUUUCUCAGUCUCCAGCCAUAGUAAUAUUAUUUCUGUAAAAUACAAUUGUUUCUUGAAUAAAAACUUGAAAAAAAAAAUAGC
This is a messenger RNA of Mycotypha africana, 1547 nucleotides long. Its product is annotated as 6-phosphofructo-2-kinase-domain-containing protein. The coding region runs from base 35 to 1291 and encodes 418 amino acids. Lineage: Eukaryota; Fungi; Mucoromycota; Mucoromycetes; Mucorales; Mycotyphaceae. Gene Ontology annotation, cellular component: cytosol. Gene Ontology annotation, biological process: fructose metabolic process; fructose 2,6-bisphosphate metabolic process. The record is from RefSeq and is a predicted model, not a curated record. Gene Ontology annotation, molecular function: 6-phosphofructo-2-kinase activity; fructose-2,6-bisphosphate 2-phosphatase activity; ATP binding. The transcript is spliced from 8 exons.